AUGUCCCAGAAGCUUAUCCUCGUCAUAGGCGCCACCGGUGCUCAAGGCCUAGCUGUCAUAGACAGUCUCCUCGCUCAGUCUGCGGACGGCGCGCCUUCUCCCUACGCUGUCAGAGCGCUUUCGCGCGACACUGAUAGCAAGCGUGCAAAUGAGCUGCGCGCUAGGGGCGUAGAGGUCGUCAAAGGAAACACAAGUGACCUGUCGUCAGUCGCCGCGGCUCUUGAUGGCGUGUAUGGCGUGUACGUGAACACGGACAGCCAGAGCCUCGGAGAGCAGCUGGAAACGUACACCGGUAUAAGGAUAUUCGAACUCGCCAAGACCGUGAAGACGAUCAGGCAAUUCGUUUAUAGUUCCUUGGAUUAUAUCUGGAGAGACACGGGCUACAACCCGCUCUAUCAGGUGUCUCAUUUCAAUGGGAAGGCACGGGUCGUCGAGUUCAUGAAGGCUCAGCCCUCGGUUGUCAGCAACACAGAGCUAUCUUGGACCGCGAUCCUGACUGGUCCUUACAUGGAAAUGUUGCAAAUGUAUAUGUUUGGCCCCGUCAAGCGCUCAGAUGGGACCUUCGUCUUUGCAGCUCCUAUAGGGGAUGGACAUAUGCCCAUGAUCGCGCUCGCUGACAUCGGCUUCUUCGCGCGCUACGCCUUCGACAACCGCGGACUGACUUCCGGCCAGGAGCUCAAGGUCGCCAGCGAGAUGGUCGGGUGGGAACACGUCGUUUCCACCUUCACGAAGGUCACCGGCCAAAAGGCGGUAUUCAAACGCCUGUCAAUCGAGGAAUGGGCCGAGACUUUCGACGAGGCUACUCUGCGAGAGCCCUUCGGAGGCGGUCCUCUGACGUUCAGAGAGAACUUCUCUUCGUGGUGGCGUUUGUACAGAGACGACGUGAUCAAGAAGGAUAUGCAGUGGAUUCGGGAGAGGAACCCGAACGGAUACACGUUGGAGAAGUGGAUGAGAGAGACUCGGUAUGACGGUAGCUGGAGUGAGGAGGGGGUGCUGAAAAGGGAUGUGGAUAAGAAAGGCGGGGUCCUCAACGCGAAGAAGGUCGCUUCUGCGUAG
Heterobasidion irregulare TC 32-1 is the source of this 1056-nucleotide messenger RNA. RefSeq lists its product as uncharacterized. The coding region runs from base 1 to 1056 and encodes 351 amino acids. The record is from RefSeq and is a predicted model, not a curated record. NCBI's taxonomy places the organism in Eukaryota, Fungi, Basidiomycota, Agaricomycetes, Russulales, Bondarzewiaceae. The transcript has 4 exons.